Mytilus trossulus (common blue mussel) is the source of this 2441-nucleotide messenger RNA. Its product is annotated as tripartite motif-containing protein 2-like. The transcript is spliced from 2 exons. The record is from RefSeq and is a predicted model, not a curated record. Lineage: Eukaryota; Metazoa; Mollusca; Bivalvia; Mytilida; Mytilidae. Gene Ontology annotation, molecular function: zinc ion binding. Bases 171 to 1877 code for a protein of 568 amino acids.
AUUUAAAGUGAUCAUAUGACUUAUCAAUAUCGCCUUCGUUUGUAGUAUUCACACUGUCGAUAAUAGUAAUUAUAAAUAUCUGCAUUGAAGAUUAGAUCGUCGAUAUGGAAUAUUUAGCAACAAUCUAACAAAAGUGAUAAUUCCGUAAUAACUAAUCUUAUAAUUUUGACAUGGCAGAAAAUUCGCCUGAAUUUUGUGACAUUUGUCAACGCUUGGACAUUUCAAAGCCAGCAGAUGCAUUUUGUCCCAAAUGUGAGGAUUUUCUUUGUGUGGGUUGUCAGAAUCAUCAUAAGGUAGCAAAAUUAUCAAACACACAUGAGACGACAUCCAUUAUUGAAUACAAAAAAUUGCCUACAUUUAUAAAGAAUAUCAGCAUUAAAUGUGAGGAUCAUGAAAACAUUCUUGAAUUUUUUUGCAAAAAACACGACAAUCUCUGUUGCAAACAAUGCUUGAUAUCAAGUCACAGGGACUGCAAAGAGAUAACACUUAUUGACGAUCUUCUAUCAAUGCCUACAUUCCACAAAUCAUCACCGUUAGAUGAUAUUGAUCAAAUACUUCAAUAUACUGGUGAAAACAUUCACACCGCUAUAAAAGACAGAAAAAGAAAUCUUACCGAAAUACGACAACAGAAAGAAAUUUUGUUAAAAGAGGUAAACAAGAAAAGACAAGAAAUGAACGACUUGCUGGACCAUUUGGAAAAAACAUUACUUCAGAAAUUGUCGGAAGUAGAACAGGAAAGUCACAAACAAAUGGAGGUUGUUAUUAAAGACCUGAAAGAACGUAGAAGCAAAAUCAUUCAACUUCAAAGCGAUCUUGCACUUAUCAAAGAAAGCGCAUCCAGCCUACAGAUUUUCAUGGGAAUAAGAGAACUAAAAGAAUCUGCCUCGUCUGAAGAGAAGCACAUCAAAUCAUUACAUUGUAGUGGCAGUUUAAACAACAUCACUAUAGAAUGUAUAUUUGAUGAUCAACUCAAACCCCUUAUCGAGAAUACUAGGAAUCUUGGAAAGGUAGAGGUGAAAAACGCCGAAACUCAAAUAUCCUUUUCCUGGGCUGGUGAUAAAUCGGCACAACUGUAUACUCCGUCUCAAAUAGCACAACCAUUAGCAAAACCAAUAAAAGAUAUUCAGGCCAAACUUGUGCACAGUUUUAAAACAUGUACUAGAAUCACUGGUUGUGCUAUGUUACCGACUGGGAAAAUAUUAUUAUCAGAUUACAACCACGGCAUAUUAAAAUAUGACAGAAAUGGAGUCUUCGAGUCUAAGAUAGCUAUCGAAUCUUCUAGUGCAUUUAGUCUUGCGGUUGUGGACGACACAACGGUUGUUAUAUCAGGUGGGGCACAUAACAAAUGCUUGUUUCUUGUUGAUAUCAAAAGUGGUAACAUAAUCAAGAAGGUUGACGUGCAGAAUUGGUGUUACGGUGUUAGUUUCCAAGAUGAAUCGUACAUAGUCAAUACACAUUGGAAAGGAAUUAAAAUAGUUGGUACUUCACAAGAGAUUGUAGCGAAUAAAAAACGUUUUUCAAACGCAACAGGGAAGGAUUCUUACGUUGCCUCAUGCAAAACUUGUAUCGUUCAUUCUGACUUCCAUUAUGAUACCAUUACAUGUUUUAACUUCAAGGGUGAAUUACUAUGGACAUACAAAGCCUCUACCCUAAGAAAACCAUGUGGUAUCACCUUCGAUUCUGAUUCCAAUAUCUAUGUUGCCGGUUCUGCAUCAAACAAUAUAGUGAUGAUAUCGCCAGACGGGAUGAAUGCUAAGCAGCUUUUAGAUUCUAGCCAUGGAAUAUUAGAUCCCCGUGCCAUUUAUUUUGAUAAAAAAGAUAACGUUUUGUUAGUGGCAAAUCAUCAAGAAUCUGCCUUUGUAUACAUUGUUUUGUAAUUAUUUUUAACAAUCUUAAAAUUAAACAAUUUCAAAUUCAUUCUUUUGUAAUUUAAAUGUUAUAAUUGCUAAAAGCACCAUUUUAAAUACUUUUGUAUAGUAAAUGGAAAAAAGACUAGUCAUGAAUGAAUAUUUGAUAAUUUCAGACUGCCAGCGACGACAACUUUAGAAUUAGAGAUAUCCGUGUGCUGACUUUGCUGUUCUUUAUUGGGUUACGUUUUUGUGUAUUUUUGUUUUUGGAUUUGCAAAUGCUCAAUGACUUAUCAAUUUAUUAUUUCUGUGUAAUUAUGACAACAUUGAAUAGAUUGGUUAUAUGUGUUCAUUAGGACUGCAUGUAUCUGUACAUAUAUAUUGUAACAGCCAUAGGUGAACUUCUUAUUACAUUUUGAAUAUUAUAUUUUACAGAAUUUGUGGCUUAUAUAAAUUAACACUGAUUCUAUUGCACAUUUGAUUAAUACAUUUUUGUAUAUUCCGAGACAGUACAAAUAUGUAGUAUCAAAUUUUCAAGCUUGUCAAAUUUCCAUAAUAUAGUCGACUAGUUUCAAAUAGAAGGACAAGCGAAUG